AUGAGAAUCUCUACUUUCGUUGCCGCCGCGUGCGCCGCGCUGUCGGCGUCGGCUGUUUCCAUUCCAAUGGACCGUUUGCAGAACGUCCAGCAAGUUUUGUCUGAUAAGGCUUCUUCGCUUUCUUCCCAGUAUGCUGAUAUUAGAGGUGCGUGGGAAAACAAGAAGGGCGAUGUGUUGCUGAAGAUUGCUCAGUACGUGAAGGAGCCAAUUGACGCUAUUCCAAAGGACGCCGCUGCCUUGUGGCUGGAGAUGAUGCUCAAGUUCCCUGAAUCUGUGAGCUCGCUUAAGUUCAAGAACCCAGCUUCUAGCGCUAAGAAGAUUGCCCGUACCUUUGACUUCCACGUUUCUGACGCCAAGUUGCCAAACCACAAGUUGCGUGUCAAGUCUACGCCUGAGGAUUUGGGCAUUGACUCGGUUAAGCAGUACUCUGGUUACUUGGAUGUUGCUGACGAGGACAAGCACUUCUUUUUCUGGGCUUUUGAGUCCAGAAACGACCCAAAGAAGGACCCAGUUAUCUUGUGGUUGAACGGUGGCCCAGGCUGCUCUUCUUUGACCGGAUUGUUCUUUGAAUUGGGCCCUGCUCGUAUUGGCGAGGACUUGAAGCCCGUCAACAACCCUUCUGCCUGGAACAACAAUGCUACUGUUAUCUUCUUGGACCAACCAGUCAAUGUCGGCUACUCGUACUCCUCCGAGUCCGUCACCAACACCGUCGCUGCUGGCCAGGAUGUCUACGCUUUCUUGGAAUUGUUCUUCCAGCAGUUCCCUCAAUACGCCGAGAGAGACUUCCACAUUGCCGGUGAGUCUUACGGUGGCCACUACAUCCCAGUGUUCUCUUCUGAAAUCUUGAGCCACGAUGACCGUCACUUCAACUUGACUUCUGUCUUGAUUGGUAACGGUUUGACUGACCCAUUGACCCAGUACGAGUACUACAAGCCAAUGGCCUGUGGUGAGGGUGGCGAGAAAUCCGUUUUGGAGCCAGAGGAGUGUGACAACAUGGAGGCUUCGAUCCCUAGAUGUUUGUCGUUGAUUGAGUCGUGCUACAACUCUGGAUCUGUGUGGUCUUGUGUUCCAGCCACCAUCUACUGUAACAACGCUCAGAUGGGCCCAUACCAGAAGACCGGCAGAAACGUCUACGACAUUAGAACCGAGUGCAAGGGCGGUAACUUGUGCUACGAGGAAUUGAGUUACAUAGAUGAGUACUUGAACAAGCCAGAGGUGAAGGAGGCCUUGGGUGUCGAGGUGGAGGAGUACCAGGGAUGCAACUUUGACAUCAACAGAAACUUUUUGUUUGCUGGCGACUGGAUGCAGCCAUACCACAAGAACGUGAUUGACUUGUUGGAGAGCGGCUUGCCUGUGCUUGUGUACGCUGGAGACAAGGACUUCAUUUGCAACUGGUUAGGUAACCGUGCAUGGACGGACCGUUUGCCAUGGUCCGGCCAGAAGAAGUUCGAGUCCCAGCCCAUCCGCAAGUGGACCGUUGGCAAGGAGGAAGCUGGUGAAGUGAAGAACUACGAACACUUUACCUUCUUGCGUGUGUACGGCGGUGGCCACAUGGUUCCAUUCGACCAGCCUGAGAACGCCUUGGACAUGGUCAACAGAUGGAUCGCAGGCGACUUUGCUUACAACUAA
Candidozyma haemuli is the source of this 1629-nucleotide messenger RNA. RefSeq names its product carboxypeptidase C (gene CPY1). Gene Ontology annotation, molecular function: serine-type carboxypeptidase activity. Lineage: Eukaryota; Fungi; Ascomycota; Pichiomycetes; Serinales; Metschnikowiaceae. The record is from RefSeq and is a predicted model, not a curated record. Gene Ontology annotation, biological process: proteolysis. The coding region runs from base 1 to 1629 and encodes 542 amino acids. Gene Ontology annotation, cellular component: fungal-type vacuole. The transcript has a single exon.